Daphnia pulicaria is the source of this 561-nucleotide messenger RNA. RefSeq lists its product as uncharacterized. The record is from RefSeq and is a predicted model, not a curated record. NCBI's taxonomy places the organism in Eukaryota, Metazoa, Arthropoda, Branchiopoda, Diplostraca, Daphniidae. Bases 147 to 461 code for a protein of 104 amino acids. The transcript is spliced from 2 exons.
CCUCAGCAGUUGCCGACCGACUUCUGCCCAUAUCUCCUGCACUGACAUCUUCUGAUGGAACUGUAACGGAUGGACGCCAACAGCCAAUGGCCGUCGACUAUUCCAGCUCGAUGUAUCUUCAACCUCCUCCAGUUGCGUCAUAAGCCAUGUACGCUCCCGCUUCAGCUAACGUGGCUGCCGCUUACGCAGCUCCUGUUCAGGUCCCUGCUGUUGUUGCUGGCCAGGGCGUUGCACCCCAACAAUAUGCCGUUUACCCCGCUGGAUACGGAGCUGCUGGCCCGCAGUUCGUCCAAUACGCCGGUGCUCCGCAGAUGUCUGAUGGGACUUGGGUGAUGCAAUACGUCGGAGCUGGACAAGCUGUUGCUGCUGGUGCGCCUUACUCGCCAACAGAAAACGAUAAAGAGGCGGUUGUCGAUGGAUUUGCAGUACCGUUCCAACUGAAGCGUAUGCGUGUAGUUUGACUGCAGUGAUCGCGCACAGUUCUUACUCUUAAUUUUACAUUAUUUAAUUCGCCUGAAUAAUUGACCUUACUAUAUCUACUUGACACAAUCAAUUUGCUAA